Messenger RNA from Lepidothrix coronata (blue-crowned manakin), 1393 nucleotides. RefSeq names its product SRY-box 21 (gene SOX21). Bases 508 to 1353 code for a protein of 281 amino acids. The transcript has a single exon. Lineage: Eukaryota; Metazoa; Chordata; Aves; Passeriformes; Pipridae. Gene Ontology annotation, biological process: regulation of DNA-templated transcription; cell differentiation; anatomical structure morphogenesis. The record is from RefSeq and is a predicted model, not a curated record. Gene Ontology annotation, molecular function: RNA polymerase II cis-regulatory region sequence-specific DNA binding; DNA-binding transcription factor activity, RNA polymerase II-specific.
UGACGGGCGCCCCGUGAAGGGCUCCCCGCCUCACCGGAGACCGCCGGAGAGCAUCGCGUCCGCAGCAAAACGAGGACCCCCACGCCCCGCGCCUCUCGCCUGCCGCCGGCUCCCGUUCUCGCCGUCGAGACGUCUCUGCGAUCCCGUCUGAACUCCGUGCGCUGUCGUCUGCGGGGAGCUCCAAGGAAGAGCCCUGGCCCGGAGAUAGGCAGGCUCCGAGGCCCAGGCGGGGAGCGGAGCCCGUCCCGCCCAAGCCGCCCGCCGCAGCGCCCUGACGGGGAGGCGCCGCUGCCGCUCGGAAGCGCCCCGCGCCCGGAGUGAGGCCACCGCGUACCGCCGCCCCGCACCCGUAGGAGCCGGUGCCGCCGCGACUGGGUACUCGCCGAGAUUGGUUUUGAAGGAGCGGACCGCGGCGGGGGCGAGGAAGAGGAGGCGGGAGACGAGCCCGGAGGAGGCGGCCGCCAGAGCGGGGCGGGCGGCGGCUCGCCGGGGCGGCAGGGGGACACCAUGUCCAAGCCGGUGGACCACGUCAAGAGGCCGAUGAACGCUUUCAUGGUGUGGUCACGGGCGCAGCGACGGAAGAUGGCCCAGGAGAACCCCAAGAUGCACAACUCUGAGAUCAGCAAGCGCCUGGGCGCCGAGUGGAAGCUGCUGACUGAAUCGGAGAAGCGGCCCUUCAUCGACGAGGCCAAACGGCUGCGAGCCAUGCACAUGAAGGAACACCCCGACUACAAGUACCGGCCGCGGCGGAAGCCCAAGACGCUGCUCAAGAAGGACAAGUUCGCCUUCCCCGUGCCCUACGGGCUGGGCGGCGUGGCGGACCACGAGCACCCGCACGGGCUGAAGGCGGGCGGGCUGCACGGCGGCGCGGCCGGCGGGCUGGUGCCCGAGUCGCUGCUGGCCAACCCCGAGAAGGCGGCAGCCGCCGCCGCCGCUGCCGCCGCCCGCGUCUUCUUCCCCCAGUCGGCCGCCGCCGCUGCCGCUGCCGCCGCCGCCGCCGCCGCCAGCAGCCCCUACUCCCUGCUGGACCUGGGCUCCAAAAUGGCCGAGAUCUCAUCUUCCUCCUCUUCCUCGGGCUCCGGGCUGCCCUACGCCUCCUCGUUGGGCUACCCCGGCGCCGGCGGGGCGGGCGCUUUCCACGGGGCCGCCGCUGCCGCCGCCGCCGCCGCGGCCGCCGCCGGGGGGCACACGCACUCGCACCCGUCGCCCGGUAACCCGGGCUACAUGAUCCCCUGCAACUGCAGCGCCUGGCCCGGCCCGGGGCUGCAGCCGCCGCUGGCCUACAUCCUCCUGCCGGGCAUGGGCAAGCCCCAGCUGGACCCUUAUCCCGCAGCCUAUGCCGCGGCACUAUGACCCACGGCCGGAGGAGGCCCGCACAGAGCUCCGGCGCCCG